This is a messenger RNA of Kalmanozyma brasiliensis GHG001, 1956 nucleotides long. RefSeq lists its product as uncharacterized. Gene Ontology annotation, biological process: peptidyl-lysine monomethylation. Gene Ontology annotation, cellular component: nucleus. The transcript has a single exon. The record is from RefSeq and is a predicted model, not a curated record. Gene Ontology annotation, molecular function: protein-lysine N-methyltransferase activity. The coding region runs from base 1 to 1956 and encodes 651 amino acids. Lineage: Eukaryota; Fungi; Basidiomycota; Ustilaginomycetes; Ustilaginales.
AUGUCACUGUCGAACAUCGCCGUCGAGGUGCCUCGCCCGGUCAAGCGUCAACGUCGGUCCAGUAGCCGUCUCGACAGCCGCGCCUCCACAUCCACAUCGGGCAGCAGAGACACGCCGGCAACCUCGCGCUCGCCCACCCCCACCACCCCCUCGCGUCUGGAUCGCUUCCUCACAUGGUGUGAAUCGCAGGAUAUCCACAUCGAGCCCUGCCUGGAUCUUCGCUUCACCGGCGAUGCGCUGAGCUGGAGCAUCGCCGUUCACGCGCGGACCGCCAUCGACAACGAUACCGUGGUAGCAACAAUUCCCAAGACCGCCGUUCUCUCCCGCAAGACCUCGGCCCUUUCGUCGGUGCUCAAAGGCAAAUGGCUGAGCGAGUCGCACGAGACGGUAGGGUUGGAGCUGGCGCUCUGUCUGCUGUACGAGCGGUGUCUUGGCACCAAGUCGCAAUUCGAGCCGUUCAUCGGGAUCCUUCCGCGGCUGUCGGUGCCUCUGCCUUUUCUGCGUGACGAGUCACCGGACUCACCUUGGAGGUGGCUAGCCGGCACCGAGGCAGACCGUAUCGAUCGCCGAGCUGCUCUCUCCUACCACCGCUCAUUCUCCUCCCAUUGGCCGUACGAUCACGACUACGGCAUGUGUAAGCAGAAAACGCUCGACUACUUCCACAAUGUCGGCAUCCCAGUGCUCGCACGGAGCAAGCUCUUCGACCGCACCCAAAAGCAGCACCUUGACGGCCUGGAGGGCGCGUUCUUGACAGCAUACACGCACGUCAGCUCGAGAGACUUCAUCGUGGAUACCUAUCACGGGGUUGGGCUGGUGCCCGUGGCGGAUCUGUGGAAUCAUGCCGAAGUGCAUACGGUGCAGUUUGAGUCGGAUCAGGACGUGUGCGAGGUGUGCGGCGUGGCGCUGCUGACGGGGCAUGAUGAAGAGGCAUGUCGGCUUGGCAUGCCCGCUGACGCCGACGAGACGGAAGAGCGCGAGGAAGAAGGUGACGAGACGGAUGGAAACGAGGCGGAGCUUGCUGGAGAUGAACUCGAGGAAACAAGUUCUCGCAAAGACUCGGACGUCGAGCCAUCAACGGAUCCCGCCGAAGGGGUCGACGGCGACGACAUCGAACACAACGACACGCUCGACAUGCGCACAUUAACGUCUCACGCUCCAGGCGACGAGAUGUACAACACCUACGGUGCGCUCACCAACGCCCUCAUGCUGACACGCUACGGCUUUUGUCUGGACACCGAGACGGAUGUAGAGCGAUUCACGCUCGAUCUCAGCUUCGCUGAUGAGCGGAAGGCUUUCUUGGAAGCGUUCAUCAAUUCUCCGUCUGCAUUCAAGAAAGUCGGUGCGGUGUCAGCAGCACUGAAGAGGGUCCUUGCUUUCGUCGCCGCGAAAUAUCCGAAAGAGGACGAGGCGGAAGAGGAGGAAGAGGAGAACCAGGAGGAUAUCGAUCCCGAAGCUCGACAAGAGAGCGUGGCAAUCGACGCACUGUAUCGCCUGGACGAGCUGAUACCCUCCCCACCCCCCGACUGGCUCGCAACCGCCUUCUGCCCGCUCUUUCGCCACAAUCCAGCGCUCAACGAGGAGCUGGACGAAGACCUGGUGGACCGGGACCACGUCCAUCCGCUGUUCGCCUCGUCCACCGGUCAAAUCAGUCGCCCGCUCUUGCUGCUCACUCUUCUCAUCCACAGCGCUCAUGCGUCCGCGGAGGGGAAGGUGUCCCCGAAACCGACGGACUGGAAGCUGCGAUCGAAGCUGAUGCAGCAGGCGCUCCAAACGCUGCAUGCGUUUUGGACCGCUCGUCUGGCCCGACUUGACAUUACGCAGAGGGUGGAGGAUGCCCUGCAGCGAUUGAGCGAACCGGCGGUGGAGUACAUCGAAAAGGCGUGCAUCCAGCAUGCCUAUCAGGAGCACGUCGCUGUCAAGGGGGCAGUCGCCCUUCUGGAAGAUCUCAUCUCAUGA